Closterium sp. Yama58-4 is the source of this 690-nucleotide messenger RNA. Lineage: Eukaryota; Viridiplantae; Streptophyta; Zygnematophyceae; Desmidiales; Closteriaceae. The record is from the annotation of a GenBank genome assembly.
AUGGAGGGGGGGUGGGCGGAUCUUGGCCGCCCGCUCCCGGAUCAGAAGCAGGCAUGGGUCCUGGGUCGGCUAGCAUGGGCGGACCUGGAGCCCCUGCUCCUGGAUCCGAACCAGCCAUGGGUCCUGGGGGAGGCAUGGGAAGCGGAGGGAAAGGUGGGGGAGGGAUGGGUGGUGGAGGAAUGGGCGGCGGUGGAAUGGGUGGCGGUGGAUUGGGAGGCGGAGGAACAGGCGGCGGAGGAAUGGGCGGCGGUGGAAUUGGCGGUGGUGGAAUUGGCGGCGGUGGAACGGGUGGAGGAACGGACGGCAGUGGAACGGGCAGUGGUGGAAUGGGCGACGGAGGAUUGGGUGGCGGAGGAACGGGCGGCGGAGGAAUGGGCGGCGGUGGAAUCGGCAGCGGUGGAAUGGGCAGCAGUGGAAUGGGCGGCGGAGGAACGGGCGGUGGCGGAAUGGGCGGCGGAGGAACGGGUGGAGGAACGGGCAGCGGUGGAGCGGGCAGCGGAGGAACGGGCGGCAGUGCAAUGGGUGGUGGUGGAACGGACGACGGUGGAAUGGGCGGCGGAGGAACGGGCAGCGGUGGAACAGGCGGAGAAACGGGUGGCAGUGGAACGGGCAGCGGUGGAACGGGCGGUGGAGGAACGGGCGGCGGUGGAACGGGCGGCGGUGGAACGGGCGGCAGUGGUGGUAACAUAA